GUCUCACGCCGCCGCGCCGCUCACCACACGCACUCGCCACCACAACAAACAGUGCACAAUCUGUAAGACACGCUCACCAGAGUCCUAGGAAUCCUCAGCUGCCCACACCAUCCCCCUAUGCGGACAAAACCCCCAAGUGACGUGAAAUGUUCCCCAAAAGUGUUAUUUGACGCGAGUUUUAAACAUUUUUCGUGUUUUUCGUGACGUUCUAUAUUUCUUCAACAGUUUCACGAAAACAUGCUCGUAUUUGGAACUUUUAAAGUUAGUUUUUUGUUUUAACGCACGUGCAGUAUUAUUUUGACAAGCCGUGCGGCGUUGCAAGCGACCCACAGCCCAGUGAGAGUAGAGUCAGUCCGCGAGACCGCCGCCAUACACAGGAACCCGCCCGCAUAGGAUGGUAGAAACUGACCCCGGGCCCAAGAAAUCUCACAAUUGUGAUGUAAAAAGGGACCUCCAACUAAACGGCCCAGGUUCCAAAACCGCCGAGCUAGCCGUAGUACCGUCACUGAAGACGCCAGUCAAGCUAGACCCCGAGAAAGGACCCAACUCGGAGAAGGCUGACUUCGAAAAGGCCAUCGAACUAACUGGAUAUGGACGGUUCCACUACCUACUCCUGGCGGUGUGCGGCCUCGUCAGCACCUCGGAGGAGAUGGACGUCAUCUCUAUGUCGUUCAUCCUUCCUUCAGCGCAGUGCGACUUAGACCUCACCACACAGACUAAAGGAUGGCUGAACAGUAUAAUCUUCAUCGGCAUGAUGGUGGGCGCGUACGCGUGGGGCUCAGUCGCCGACUCGGUGGGCCGCAAGCGCGUGCUCAUCGCUAUCUCCAUCGUGAACGCGCUCGCCAUCGUCGCCUCGUCCUUCAGCCAGAACUACGAACUCUUCAUGUUCUUCCGCUUCAUCAAUGGUGCCGCUUUAGGUGGAUCAGGUCCCGUAAUCUGGUCUUACUUCGCGGAGUUCCAGCCGAAGAAGAAGCGAGGAGCCAUGUUGAGCUUCAUGGCAGCUUUCUGGACCCUCGGCAACUUGUUCGUCGCUGGUUUGGCGUGGGUGAUCAUCCCUAGCGAAAUCGGAGGUGAAACCAACGGCUUCGUAUACAACUCAUGGCGAAUCUUCUUGCUAGUAAUGUCACUGCCAUCUUUCGUGGUAGCCGCAUUGCUAUUCCUACUUCCCGAAUCACCCAAGUUCUUGAUUUCCACCGGACGCCAUGAUGACGCCUUGGAAGUAUUUAAAGGCAUCUACAUGAUGAACACGGGCCGCAGCAAGGAGGAGUACCCAGUCAAACAGUUGUUAGUCGAAGAACCCAUGCAUUCGAAGCCGGAGAAACAAAUUGAAUCUAAGGAGCCCAAGUCUAAAAUGAGGAGAAUGUUGAGUGACAUCGUUGAACACAGCAAGCAGUUGUUCGUGCCGCCUAUACUCAAGUUUACUAUGAUCUCGAUUACUAUCAACUUCACAUUCCAUAUUGGGUAUUACGGGCUCAUGAUGUGGUUCCCCGAGAUGUUCAACCGCUUCGACGAGUGGUCCCGCACACACGACAACGCGGAGGCCGACAUCUGCCAGGUCACGGCCUACGUCACGCAGCAGGGUACGCACUCCACCGCCGCGCAGUGCGACGCGCACAUACACUCCGACGUCUUCAUGGAGUCGCUCAUCACUGUCGCGGCCGCUAUCCCAUCUAAUAUAUUCGCCGUACUUGGGAUGGAUAGGCUCGGAAGAAAGUUCUUCCUUGUGUUCGCAACAUUCUCAGCUGGGUGUUGCUCAGCAGCUAUGUACUUCGUGUACAAUAAGACUAACAACUUAAUUGUAAGCGCCAUCUUCAGUUCAGUUAUAUCGUGCGGUAACGCCUCACUGGACUGUCUCAUCACCGAAGUCUUCCCUACCAACUUAAGAGCGACGGGUGUAGCGGUGUCGAUGGUGGCGGCCCGGCUGGGCGGCAUCAUCGGUAACGUGGUGAUCGCGGCUCUGCUGGACACGUACUGCCCCGCGCCCACCUUCAUCGUGGCCGUGCUGCUCGCGGGCGGCGGCCUCAUGUGCCUCUUCCUGCCCAACACCACGCGGCAGGCCCUCUCCUAACACCACUCACCCUCAGACGAUGCCCACGUCUCUCUUGCCUUACAAAAACAUUUAUAAUGUCAAAUCAAAGACUUUGAGAGAUAACGGCAUUCCAUCUGAGUCAUCUCGGCCUGCCAUGUGAUAUAUACCAUUAAUUUUAAGAUGUAAGCUAAUCUCAUCGAAGAUCCAUUGAUGUAACUAGUUUUUUUACAUAUUUGUACAAUAGCUUUAUAUUAAUUUAAAAAUGUUUUUAUUUAUGAAAUAAAUGAAAGUACGAACGAUACAUAUUACUAGUAAAUAAAGCAAUUGACUGUUGUAGGUUGUUAUAACUUAUUGCGUUAUACAUUUGUUUGAAAUUGCAAACCAGAUUAAAAGCGUUGCGUCAAUCUUUUAUUGGAUGAAGUAUUAUAGGAUAAGAAUCAUUCAUUACCUUGUUGUAUACUAUUGCAACUAUUUUAAUAUUACGAAUUUAUAAAUGACCAUUUGAUUGUUAUCGUAGUUUGUAGUUAUGUAGUGAAAUCAUUAAACACGAGUUGUGAUAUAAUUGUAUCAAAUCGUUAGCAUUGUAUUAAGUGCAUUUUGAAACUAAACAUCUUAUUAAUUACAAUGCAAUAUAUUUUCCUAAAUUGAUUUCAGGUUCUUAGUUUUAUGAAAUUAGUAAAAUGUCACCUGAUAAUGAAAUGAGUAAAUCAUCAAAGUUACCUA
Molecule: messenger RNA, 2752 nt
Organism: Trichoplusia ni (cabbage looper)
Lineage: Eukaryota; Metazoa; Arthropoda; Insecta; Lepidoptera; Noctuidae
Product: synaptic vesicle glycoprotein 2B-like
Exons: 11
Coding region: 395-2068 (557 amino acids)
Biological process (GO): transmembrane transport
Cellular component (GO): membrane
Molecular function (GO): transmembrane transporter activity
Source: RefSeq, a predicted model, not a curated record